Messenger RNA from Aspergillus welwitschiae, 654 nucleotides. Its product is annotated as NEDD8 family protein RUB1. The coding region runs from base 235 to 471 and encodes 78 amino acids. Gene Ontology annotation, biological process: regulation of proteolysis; protein neddylation; modification-dependent protein catabolic process. The record is from RefSeq and is a predicted model, not a curated record. The transcript is spliced from 4 exons. NCBI's taxonomy places the organism in Eukaryota, Fungi, Ascomycota, Eurotiomycetes, Eurotiales, Aspergillaceae. Gene Ontology annotation, cellular component: nucleus; cytoplasm. Gene Ontology annotation, molecular function: protein tag activity; ubiquitin protein ligase binding.
AGUUCCCUAAUUACUAUGUCGCGGCUUACUCCGUUAUUUUGAUGCCCCACCAAAAACCCCGCCGAAGCUUUCCGUCACCAGCUGAGCCCAGUCAACAACCACCUCCAUCAUCGUCGUUCUCUUCGCUACUAUAUUAGAGCGUCUUGUUCCUUGGAAUUCUCGUCCUUAUUAUUUCCUCUCCUAUAGCAACUUACUCUACGAAUACCUUACAGUCGCUAUCUAUCUUUCCUCAAAAUGUUGAUCAAAGUCCGUACCCUUACUGGCAAGGAGAUCGAGUUGGACAUCGAGCCCGAUUACAAGGUGUCCCGGAUAAAGGAGCGUGUUGAAGAGAAAGAGGGUAUUCCCCCUGUUCAGCAGCGAUUGAUUUUCGGUGGAAAGCAGAUGGCCGACGACAAGACUGCAUCGGAAUAUAAUCUGGAAGGUGGUGCCACGCUACACCUUGUUCUUGCUCUGCGUGGUGGAUGCUUGUGAAUGUGUGUGGUAUGACAGAAGGGGGAAUAAAGAGGAAGAUUUCUGUAUGUUGCUUUCAAGGCCGGUAUUCCGAACGCUAUGUAGCGUUGGUUUUUGUUUCGAGGCUAUGGGCAUGCAUGUAGGUUUUGAUCCUGGGGCGGAGGGUUUUAAUGAGCUACAAACCAACAAUGCAGUAAUGACAGU